Molecule: messenger RNA, 1263 nt
Organism: Dermatophagoides pteronyssinus (European house dust mite)
Lineage: Eukaryota; Metazoa; Arthropoda; Arachnida; Sarcoptiformes; Pyroglyphidae
Product: synaptophysin-like protein 2
Cellular component (GO): synaptic vesicle membrane; synaptic vesicle
Source: RefSeq, a predicted model, not a curated record
AAAAUUUUUUCUGUCUGUCUGUCUACGUGGGUGUAAUUCAAUCGAUCAAUAAUCAAUAAUCCUUCUCAUUAUUUUUAUUUGAAGAUAAUUAGCAUUGGUGAUUGAUCACCAAAUCAAAUUUAAUCUUCUAUUUGAUUAUAUUCAAAAUUGUUUUUUUUUCUGUUUAUUGACAAAUUUGUUAGGGAAAAAAACAUCUAUUCAAAUAUGGAAGCUCAAAUGCAGCAACAACCGGGAGCAGCUUCCGGUGGAAUGAUAAUACCACCAUAUAAUACACGUGUGAUCAAAGAACCACGUGGUAUGAUUCGUAUUAUUCAAUUGGUAUUUGCCAUAUUAGCAUUCAGUAUAACCACAUCAUUUGAUACGGAAACAUCAUUCACCAUAUCCUGUUAUCAGAGUAAAGAUGCCUCGAAUCAGGUUCGGUAUCAGAAAAAAUCAACGUAUCAGGUAGAAUAUCCAUUCGACAUGAGUUCGACGAAGCUAACAUAUUUGGAAUCCUGUAAUGAAAACGGUGAUGAAAUGAAAGAUAAAGUAUUCGAUAUUGAUUUUUCAUCAUCGGCACAAUUUUUCGUUGCCACUGGUGUUCUUUCAUUUGCAUAUACACUAUGUUGUCUAUAUGGUUAUAUUAAAUUAUGGCAUCUUUAUGAAACAAAUCCAUUCUUUCCAAUAGUCGAUUUGGUUAUAACCGCCAUAUUUACCGUAUUCUGGCUGGCCGGUGCAUCAGCAUGGGCUGCAAAUGUAUCCGAUCUUAAACAUUAUACUGGACCACGCUAUCUCAUCGAACAAUUAAGCCAUUGUAAUCAGACUAUACAGGAUAUCGAAUAUGAUUGCUUCUCCGAAUCACCGGGCAAAUGGUCUUCAUUAUAUAUUUCUUUGAUAUUCGGUUUCGCCAAUCUAUUCAUAUGGGGUGCAUCCAUUUGGUUUGUUUUCAAAGAAACUCAUUUCCAUCAACGUACUUUGCAGCCAGUUAUGAUGGGGGGUGCUACCGCUCCUGGUAUGCCACCAAUGAUGAAUACUGCUACUGGUGGUGGUGGUGGUAUGAUGGGUCAACCAAUCGGAACAAACCAACAACAAGCCUAUCCAAAUCUUGGUGAUCAAACACAAACAAUUGGACAAAUGCCUACAGGCAAUCAAUUUGGCCCAGGUGGAUAUUAAUGUUUAACAUACAAGAUAUAAUUCAUCACAACAAUUUUGUCAAUAUCGAAAAAUAAUGAACGCCAAUCAUUGUUCGAUUGAACAGAAAAUAAUUAUUCCGAAUGAACAAAA